Molecule: messenger RNA, 1787 nt
Organism: Lycium barbarum (goji berry)
Lineage: Eukaryota; Viridiplantae; Streptophyta; Magnoliopsida; Solanales; Solanaceae
Product: hydroxyproline O-arabinosyltransferase NOD3-like
Exons: 8
Coding region: 140-1234 (364 amino acids)
Molecular function (GO): glycosyltransferase activity
Source: RefSeq, a predicted model, not a curated record
UGACACUCAACAAAUCAAACAAAAGUAUAUACUUGCCUUCCAUUCCACAGUACAAGUCUUCAACUUUAACAAAGAGCGUUGAAAAAUCAUUGCAAAAAAUCCCAUAUAACGCUCUUCUGAAUUCUCAAUUUUCUCAAAAAUGAUACCAAGAAAGAACAACAUGGGUGGUCGUGUUUCAUCAUUAUUACUAAUAUUACUCGCAUUAGGUUUCUUCUUCGCAACAUACAAUUUAGUCACAAUCAUAAUCCACAAAAGUAACUCUAAUACUAACAAUGUUGGUGUUGGUGGAUCCGAAUGGUUCGACCCGGUACAGGAAAAACCCGGUGGUGGUGAGAAGAGGAAAUUCCACGUGGCAUUGACGGCGACAGAUGCAGCGUAUAGUAAGUGGCAGUGUAGGAUAAUGUAUUAUUGGUAUAAGAGAAUGAAGGAUAGAGACGGAUCAGAUAUGGGUGGGUUUACUCGGGUUUUGCAUUCGGGUCAACCCGAUAAUUUGAUGGAUGAGAUUCCUACUUUUGUUGUUGAUCCUUUACCUCAAGGAUUGGAUCGGGGUUAUAUUGUUCUUAACAGACCAUGGGCUUUUGUUCAGUGGCUGGAGAAGGCAACAAUUGAAGAAGAAUACAUUCUAAUGGCAGAGCCCGACCAUGUAUUUGCAAAUCCCUUACCAAACUUGAGUCGUGGAGAUCACCCAGCCGCAUUCCCCUUUUUCUACAUAAAACCAUCAGAAAAUGAGAAAAUUAUACGAAAAUACUAUCCAGAGGAGAUGGGCCCAGUGAAUAAUGUUGAUCCAAUUGGAAACUCUCCAGUAAUAAUUAAAAAGUCCAUUUUGGAAAAAAUUGCUCCUACAUGGAUGAAUGUGUCUUUGAGGAUGAAAGAUGAUCCAGAAACUGACAAGGCUUUUGGCUGGGUUCUGGAAAUGUAUGGCUAUGCAGUGGCAUCGGCUUUACAUGGUGUAAGACACAUUCUUCGUAAGGACUUCAUGCUACAGCCUCCAUGGGAUCUGGAAGUUGGCAAGAGGUUCAUUAUUCAUUAUACCUAUGGAUGUGAUUAUAAUAUGAAGGGAGAGUUGACAUAUGGUAAAAUUGGUGAAUGGAGAUUUGACAAAAGAUCAUACCUUCGAGGCCCUCCACCAAAAAAUCUCAGUUUGCCCCCUCCAGGGGUUCCUGAAAGUGUGGUAAGAUUAGUGAAGAUGGUUAAUGAAGCUACUGCUAAUAUCCCUGGAUGGGAGACACAGUGAAAAUGAGUUAAAAUGACCUGUGUACUUACUAUAUUUAUACUUUGCUCAUUUCACGAAGCACAGCGCAUGUCAAGAGUUCCCAGUUUUUGGCAGGCUUCACGAUGGAUAAUCCUUAGAAAGAUAUAUGAUUUAAACAAGUUAAAUAGACAUGGUGGUCAUACUAGAGUAGUUCUGUCCUUUAUAGAUAUUUCUCUUUCUCCCACCAUGGUACUUCUGGAUAAACUAUAAACCUAGUAUUCUUUUGUAAAAAUCUGUUGCUGUGUAAUAUCUUUUAAAGUGUAAUAGGAGAUUUGAGCCCUUUUUGAGUUAAAUUAGGACAAACAAGUUAUUGUGUCUCAGAAAUGAUCUUUACUAUAGAAGGGAACUUGAUCGAUGGUGGACUUAUGCUGGAAUUUUGUAAGGUUUUUUACGGAGGCAAUAUCUGUAGUUGUAUUACAAUGGUGUACCUUUCACUUACAAUUGUUUCUUCUGUUCUUUUUUCUUUUGAAAGAUGAACCUUUGGUGCAUGAGGAAGAAUCAUUAAGAGUAAUAAAGUUGGAAAUAAAUGCAUUAA